AUGGUCUGGAACCCGAGCAACAUGUACGUAGUACGAGCCAACUACGAGGUUUCAAGCGUAGAGCUGGCCUUUCUCAAGAGGGAGACCAAGGGUUGUCUGAGGACCAGCGGAGGGGAGGCAGACGAACCAUUUCGGACGAAUCAGACAAUGCUGCAGAAAGCCCUAGUGGUUGAGACAAGGCGAGGGUUCAGCACCGCCGAGCAAAAGCAACGAGUCGUCACCUCCGUGCGCCCACACCUGGCGAGGUAG
This is a messenger RNA of Sphaeroforma arctica JP610, 249 nucleotides long. RefSeq lists its product as hypothetical. NCBI's taxonomy places the organism in Eukaryota, Ichthyosporea, Ichthyophonida. Bases 1 to 249 code for a protein of 82 amino acids. The transcript has a single exon. The record is from RefSeq and is a predicted model, not a curated record.